AUGGCUGUCUGUCAACCCAUCGUGUCGGCCAAAGAAUCUGGCUCUGCCGCCAGUGCGAUGGAAAACAAACCAGUGGUGACGCCUGAUGCCGCCAAGUCUGUUGAGGGCUCUCCUACUCCCACUGCUUCUGACAGCGAGUGGCUUCAAGGAUCUCCUGUGUCUGAUCCAUCGACUGCUAACAGCAAUGAUACCGUUGACAAUGACGAAGACAGCUCCCAGGCGGACUCUUCCGACGGAGAAUCCUCUUAUUUCGCCAAGCACUUGCCAAGUCCCAAGAGUGGAAGACGAUUCUCCUACUCCAGUUCUGGCUCGGCGCCUGCACGGACUACGCCUUUUAUGCCUACUAGUACAACUGCUGCAGCCACCAAGAACCGUGCCAGUGACGCCAGUUUGUCCUUUUCGGACGAAAGCGACGAUGAACUUCCUCUGUCGGAACCCAUCGAACCCGUUGCUCGGCUACCCAGCCAAGUGGCCGAUAUGCAGUUGCAGAGGAUCACUCGCGUUCAUUCCGUCAGUUCUUUGGUAAGCUCGGACGGAAGUAACAGCCAUCCCAAAGCUGGGGUCUUAUCCCCUGAGAGCACCCUCUCCAGGGACAGUUCCAACAGCAGUGUCAACGCAGAACACUCCACUGUGGUCGCUUCACCCAAGGAUUCUGCUGGUCGCAGGCAACCUGAGGCUCCAGCCUACAAUGUCAUGGGAUACUACCAAGGCCACCCUGAAAUGAAUCCAUAUGGGCCCAUUGACAUGCAACACCAAAUGAUGAUGGCUGCCCAGAUCCAUCAGCAGCAAUUGAAUCAAUUCAAUAGCCUCAAAUAUAAGAGCGAUGGGACUCUUCCUUUCGUCUACAGCGAUGACGAAACUGAAGACACUCCCUUUAUGCAUCAGCUUGCAACGGACGGGCACGGAGGGUCCUACAAUACCUUUCCCUCACAAGGAGGGGGCAGUGGCGGCGGUUCUGGUACUCGUGGAAAUGGACCUCCUGCUGGCGGCAAUGGCGGGGAUCCCUAUGCGCAACUUCCUGGAGGACAGAACUCCAACGAGAUCCAAGGUGCCAAUGGAGCUCCCAUGAUAAGCCGUGAAAAGGGUAAUGGCUCUAGCGACUCUGAUGGAGAUGACGUGGAUGAGGACGAUGACUUCAAAGUUUACUGGCAACGCUGGAUCAUGCUCUUUUACAUGUCCAUGCUCAACCUUCUCUCUGACUGGACAUGUUACUCUGUUGCCCCCAUUGCUAUCCUCACCCAGCAAACCUUCGGUGACGUUGAUCCGGAACGUUUGGUUGUUAUCUUUCUGGGAGCCAACGCUAUCUCGACAGCAUGUGAACCUAUCAUUCUUGCCCGCCUAGGUUUGAAGAAAACUGUCCUUUUUGGUUCGUUGUUGCUCAUGAUUGGAAGCAUGAUCAAGAGCGGGGGAAUCCCUCCCAUCAUCCAGGCCGAACUCGUCCGAGGUGAAGACGAGUGGCGCUUGAGCUUUGGGUUCUUCUUGGUUGGGCUCUCGCAGCCGCUCUACCAGUGCACUCCAGCAUUGUUGUCGGCUUCUUGGUUCCCUGAGCAUGAACGAACCAUGGCCACAGGUGUUGCCUUGAAUGCCAACCAGCUGGGAAUCGGAUGUGCAUUUGUUUUCGGAACGCUUCUUGUUGCCACGAGUGAUGAUAUUCCUGCGUAUUUUGGUCUCCUCAGUAUCAUUUCGACUCUUGCAUUCUUUGGAACCCUCUUCCAGUUCGACGACGCUCCACCCACUCCUCCCUCAAGCAGUGCCAAGGUGAUGAAGGGUGACAUUACAGUACCUAACGUCGGGUCCAUUAUGCAAUCCGUUAGGGGAUUCCGGGGCAAUGCUCCUCCCAUGUCAACUGCGGUGGCCCCUGCUCCGUCGCCUGCACUCAAUGGAAGGACCCCACCCCUUUCUCUCGUGCCCCAAGCUUCGGCUCCUUCACCAAUGGAACCAGGCCCUACUGACCAAGAGAAUACCAGAAUGCCGUUGCUGGGUGAUCCUGGGGCGUUGCCUGGUGAUGCAUUGCAAGGAGGUGGCCCACCUGGGGGAUUCCCAAUGUACCCAGAAGGUUUCAUGCCUCAUCCCGGCUACCAGCAUCCCUAUGCUGUUCCCGGCAUGCCCGCUUAUCCUUACUACCAACAGCCUUACUACCAGAAUCCCCCUUACCCUGGUGUUUACCCUCCACCACCAUACCCUGGUUACCAGAACCCCCCUUACCCUGGUGUUUACCCUCCACCACCACCACACCCACUUCUGCAGGGCCCAGCAGGGUAUGGAUACAACCUCGAUGAAGGGGCAGAGCCUGUGGUCACGGUUUCUGAUCACCAUUUGGACAUUUUGAUUCGAGAUGACCAGGUCAUUCAAAGUACACGAGCUUGCCUUGCCCGACCCGGGUUUCUCCAGUGUCUGGUUUCAUUCACAGUCUCUGGUAUUGUCAUCAACACCUUGUCUACUUUCAUGGACUAUCUGGUGACCUUGGAUGGCGCUGGCAGAGAAUACGUUGGUAUCAUUGGUGGUUCCUUCCAAGGUAUCAUCAUGAUUUCCAGCCUCGUCAUUGGAAAGCAGACCGACAAGACCCGUGCAUACUACUCUGUCAUCAUUGCAAUGCUGGUCUUUGGUGCCUUUGGAUUGGCAUUCUGUGGUGUGAGCCUUGAUGCGGAUAGGGGCAGCGAUUUGCGCUACUCCCUUCUGAUUGUUGCUGCUUUGGUUGGACCGCUGCAACCCGUUUCGACAGAGCUUGGAGUUGAAGUCGCCUACCCCUUGAGCGAAAACACUGUUUUGGUGAUCCAGCAGCUUUUCUCCAACUUGCUGAGUGCCCUGUUCAUUCCGUUCUUCAAAUCCUUGAAGGAUAUUGGUAUUUCAAAGAGUGAUGCCGAAGACUCUGCGGAGCAACCAGAGUACACCUUUUCGUUCUACUUGCUCAUUCUCCUACACGCUGCUGCCACAGUGUUCUUUGCCACUUACAACGGACGCUAUCUUCGCUAUGAGCACGAGUUGGAGAAAUUGGCAGCCAAAGAGAACAAGAAAUUGAAUGGCGGCGGCGGCGGCGAGAACAAGUUUUCGUGA
Molecule: messenger RNA, 3054 nt
Organism: Seminavis robusta
Lineage: Eukaryota; Bacillariophyta; Bacillariophyceae; Naviculales; Naviculaceae
Source: the annotation of a GenBank genome assembly